Rotaria sp. Silwood1 is the source of this 621-nucleotide messenger RNA. Lineage: Eukaryota; Metazoa; Rotifera; Eurotatoria; Philodinida; Philodinidae. The record is from the annotation of a GenBank genome assembly.
AUGAUUGUUAGUGGUCAAGCAGGACGAGAAAUAGUUCCUUCUAUUCAUAAACUUCAACAAGUUGUAUCAAUCUAUGUAUACUGCAUGGAUAAGAACAAGCACGAACAAUGGGCUCGUACAUUUGCAAAAGUAAAAGCUGUUGUUGUUAAACUUGAUGAACUCAUUUUUCGAAUUGGAGCUGAUCAUAGAAUUCAGAAAACAGUAGAAGAACCUUUGUCAAUUAAUAUUUUUACUACAAGUACUGGUGCAGGUACAUCAACAAUGGGUGUUAAUGGUCAAUUUGUUUAUACUCAACUCCUGAUUGAGUGUCUUCUCCGAUUAAAAUAUAUUGAAGCAGAUAAACAAGAACUUAUUCAUCUUUGUAAACAGAAAUAUGAAAAUGACAUUGCUGAAUUACACAAUCUUCAUGAUUUUGAAAAGAAUUAUUCACCAAACAAAGCUCUAUGGUGGUACACAAGAGAAUCAUUCUUUUACAAGACUCUUAAUACAGCUCUGCGCACGCAAGAUAUUCAUUUAAUUUUUUUAUUUCGUGUAUUUAUCUUCAAUCUUUAUAAUCAAUUGAAAAAGUAUCAAGCUGGAAAUACGCUACGAGUUUAUCGAAGCCAGAUGAUGUCAAGUGAU